Molecule: messenger RNA, 4526 nt
Organism: Pteropus alecto (black flying fox)
Lineage: Eukaryota; Metazoa; Chordata; Mammalia; Chiroptera; Pteropodidae
Gene: UBAP2L
Product: ubiquitin associated protein 2 like
Exons: 28
Coding region: 735-3998 (1087 amino acids)
Cellular component (GO): cytoplasm; nucleus
Molecular function (GO): protein binding
Source: RefSeq, a predicted model, not a curated record
UAUAUUAGCAAAGAACAGAGAGGGGAGAGUUAAUAACACUGGUUAACAGAACACUGGUCCAGAAGCUGAGAGAAUUGUGUACUAGCUCUAGCUCUCCCACUAACCUGCUUUUUACUCAAAAUGAAUUAUUAACUACCUACUAUAUGUAGGCCCUGGCUUUGCAGUGAAAAAAACCUGGCACGGUGCCUGCAUCCUUGAAGCUUACGGUUCAGUGGGAGGAGCAUUAAGCAAAUAGAAAAUUAAACAAAAAAUUGUGGUAAAAUGUUAUCUAGAGAAAUUGGGAGACAAGAAGAAAACAAAGAGUAGGACCUACUUUAAAUAGAUAACAAGCACUCCUUGUUGAAGGAAACAACAAUUAAACAAAGCUAAAGAACAAAUGAGCUAGUCACGUGGAAGUCCGACAGAUCAUUCUAGGCCACAGUAAUGGCACACGGAAAAGUGAGAAAUUCAACCAGUAUAGCUGGAUUGCAGUGAUCAAGGGAGAGCCAUACAAGAGGAGGCCGGUAAGGGCAACAGGUGCCUUUUACUCAGAAGCAGACGACAGAAACAGCAGGAUGGUGGUGGAUUAGCAAGAGUUCUGAUUUAGACACUUUAGGUGUGACGUGCCUAUCAGACAUCUACUGUCGGGCCGCUGGAUACAUGCAGAAACUGAAGUUCCUGGGUAAGCUACCCGCUGUGGCACAGCAGCCAGCAGUAUUCUACCUUGUAAAUACUGUUAUUUGUAUAUACUGUAAAUGAUGACAUCGGUGGGCACUAACCGAGCCCGGGGAAACUGGGAACAGCCUCAAAACCAAAACCAGACACAGCACAAGCAGCGGCCACAGGCCACUGCAGAACAAAUUCGACUUGCACAGAUGAUUUCGGACCAUAACGAUGCUGACUUUGAGGAAAAAGUGAAACAAUUGAUUGAUAUCACAGGCAAGAACCAGGAUGAAUGUGUCAUUGCUUUGCAUGACUGCAAUGGAGAUGUCAACAGAGCCAUCAAUGUACUGCUGGAAGGAAACCCAGAUACGCAUUCCUGGGAGAUGGUCGGGAAGAAGAAGGGAGUUUCAGGACAGAAGGAUGGUGGCCAGACGGAGUCCAACGAGGAAGGCAAAGAAAAUCGAGACCGGGACAGAGACUAUAGUCGGCGACGUGGUGGGCCACCAAGACGUGGGCGAGGUGCCAGCCGUGGACGAGAGUUUCGGGGUCAGGAAAAUGGAUUGGAUGGCACCAAGAGUGGAGGGCCUUCUGGAAGAGGCACAGAAAGAGGGCGAAGAGGUCGCGGACGAGGCAGAGGUGGCUCCGGUAGGCGGGGAGGAAGGUUUUCUGCUCAAGGAAUGGGAACCUUUAACCCAGCCGAUUAUGCAGAGCCAGCCAAUACUGAAGAUAACUAUGGCAAUAAUAGCGGCAAUACGUGGAACAACACUGGCCACUUCGAGCCAGAUGAUGGGACGAGUGCGUGGAGGACUGCAACCGAGGAGUGGGGAACUGAAGAUUGGAAUGAAGAUCUUUCUGAGACCAAGAUCUUCACUGCCUCUAAUGUGUCUUCAGUGCCUCUGCCUGCAGAGAAUGUGACAAUCACUGCUGGUCAGAGAAUUGACCUUGCUGUUCUACUGGGGAAGACACCGUCUUCAAUGGAGAAUGAUUCCUCUAAUCUGGAUCCAUCUCAGGCUCCUUCUCUUGCCCAGCCUCUGGUUUUCAGUAACUCGAAGCAGAGCACCAUAUCACAGCCUGCUUCAGGGAGCACGUUUUCUCAUCACAGUAUGGUGAGCAUGUUAGGGAAAGGAUUUGGUGAUGUCGGCGAAGCUAAAGGCGGCAGCACCACGGGCUCCCAGUUCUUGGAGCAGUUCAAGACUGCGCAGGCCCUGGCUCAGCUGGCCGCCCAGCAUUCCCAGUCCGGAACCGCCACCACCUCCUCUUGGGACCUGGGCUCCACCACGCAGUCCCCUUCGCUGGUGCAGUACGAUUUAAAGAACCCAAAUGAUUCAACAGUGCACAGCCCCUUCACAAAGCGCCAGGCUUUCACCCCAUCUUCAACCAUGAUGGAGGUGUUCCUUCAGGAGAAGCCACCUGCAGCAGCUACCUCCACAGCUGCACCUGCACCCCCCUCUUCUCCGCUGCCAAGCAAACCUGCCUCGGCGCCACAAAUGUCCCCUGGGUCUUCAGACAACCAGUCCUCCAGCCCUCAGCCGGCUCAGCAAAAACUGAAGCAGCAGAAGAAAAAAGCCUCCUUGACUUCUAAGAUUCCUGCUCUGGCUGUGGAGAUGCCUGGCUCGGCAGAUAUCUCAGGGCUAAACCUGCAGUUCGGGGCCUUGCAGUUUGGGUCGGAGCCUGUCCUUUCUGAUUACGAGUCCACCCCCACCACGAGCGCCUCUUCAAGCCAGGCUCCGAGUAGCCUCUAUACCAGCACGGCCAGCGAGUCUUCGUCCACAACGUCAUCCAACCAGAGCCAGGAGUCCGGGUAUCAGAGUGGCCCAAUUCAGUCAACAACCUAUACCUCCCAAAACAGUGCUCAGGGCCCUCUGUAUGAACAGAGAUCCACACAGACUCGGCGGUACCCCAGCUCCAUCUCUUCAUCACCCCAAAAGGACCUGACUCAGGCAAAGAAUGGCUUCAGUUCUGUGCAGGCCACGCAGUUACAGACCACGCAAUCUGUCGAAGGUGCUACAGGCUCUGCCGUGAAAUCUGACUCACCUUCCACUUCUAGCAUCCCCCCACUCAGCGAAACGGUCUCUGCAGCCUCCUUACUGACGACGACCAAUCAGCACUCGUCCUCCCUGGGUGGCUUGAGCCACAGUGAGGAGAUUCCAAAUACUGCCACCACACAACACAGCAGCACGUUGUCCACGCAGCAGAACUCCCUGUCCACAUCAGCAUCUUCCGGGCGCACUUCGACGUCCACUCUUCUGCACACGAGCGUGGAGAGUGAGGCGAAUCUCCAUUCUUCCUCCAGCACUUUCUCCACCACGUCCAGCACGGUCUCUGCACCCCCCGCAGCGGUCAGCGUCUCCUCCGGUCUCAGUAGUGGCAGUAGCCUGGGCCUCAGCCUCGGCAGCAGCUCCACCGUCACGGCCUCGACACGAAGCUCAGUUGCCACGACUUCAGGAAAAGCUCCUCCUAACCUCCCGCCUGGGGUCCCGCCGUUGUUGCCUAAUCCGUACAUCAUGGCUCCGGGGCUGUUACAUGCCUACCCGCCCCAAGUGUAUGGUUAUGACGACUUGCAGAUGCUUCAGACGAGAUUUCCGUUGGAUUACUACAGCAUCCCGUUUCCCACGCCCACCACGCCGCUGACUGGGAGGGACGGUAGCCUGGCCAGCAACCCUUAUUCCGGUGACCUCACAAAGUUCGGCCGCGGGGAUGCCUCCUCCCCGGCCCCGGCCACAACCUUGGCCCAGCCCCAGCAGAACCAGACGCAGACACACCACACCACACAGCAGACGUUCCUGAACCCGGCGCUGCCUCCCGGCUACAGCUACACCAGCCUGCCGUACUACACAGGGGUGCCGGGGCUCCCCAGCACCUUCCAGUACGGGCCUGCCGUGUUCCCUGUGGCUCCUACCUCUUCUAAGCAGCAUGGCGUGAACGUCAGCGUGAAUGCAUCGGCCACCCCCUUCCAGCAGCCAAGCGGGUACGGGUCUCACGGAUACAACACUGGUGUGUCAGUCACCUCCAGUAACACGGGCGUGCCAGAUAUCUCGGGUUCUGUGUACUCCAAAACCCAGCAGUCCUUUGAGAAACAAGGUUUCCAUUCCGGUACUCCUGCCGCCUCCUUCAACUUGCCUUCAGCCCUGGGAAGUGGGGGGCCCAUCAAUCCGGCCACAGCUGCUGCCUACCCGCCCGCCCCCUUCAUGCACAUCCUGACCCCCCACCAGCAGCCGCACUCCCAGAUCCUGCACCAUCACCUACAGCAGGAUGGCCAGACGGGCAGCGGGCAACGUAGCCAGACCAGCUCCAUCCCGCAGAAGCCCCAGACCAACAAGUCUGCCUACAACAGCUACAGCUGGGGGGCCAACUGAGGCCCUGACCCUCCUCCCAGCCCCAUCCGCUGAGAGGGCUUCUCAGCCUGGCAACUAUGGAAACAGCAUCAGAGAGAGAAAGGAGUGUGGGGGUUCCGCCGCCCCCACCCCCAGGGGCCCGCCCCAUGCCUCAGCUUCAUGUCUGUCCAUUCCCACACCACCCCACUCUGUUGUAUGUAUGAUAGGAUUUGUAUUUUCUCCUUUCUUUUCUCCCUUUCCUCUCCUCCUUUCCCCUUGCAUUCAAGAUUAUGAAACUUUGCUGUGGGCCCUGCCCUUCCUUCUCCUCCUGUUCACCCUGGUGGUGUAUGGGGGACGGGGGAGGGGGGACCCCCAAAUAUAUAUCAGCCCAACAGCCCUGUGUCUCCUCCUUUAUUAUUAGGAAACAAAACAACAACAACAAAAAAAUGGCGUCAUGAAUAUGAACAGCAUUGUCAGAUGAAUUAGUUGAAGUUUUUUUUUUUGUACUGUGUCCUCAAAUUUAAUGGAUUAAUGUGUCUUGUAUAUAUAAAAAGAAAACCUCUACCUUCA